Molecule: messenger RNA, 4427 nt
Organism: Microplitis demolitor
Lineage: Eukaryota; Metazoa; Arthropoda; Insecta; Hymenoptera; Braconidae
Product: protein apterous
Exons: 6
Coding region: 920-2710 (596 amino acids)
Biological process (GO): neuron differentiation; regulation of transcription by RNA polymerase II
Cellular component (GO): nucleus
Molecular function (GO): DNA-binding transcription factor activity, RNA polymerase II-specific; RNA polymerase II transcription regulatory region sequence-specific DNA binding
Source: RefSeq, a predicted model, not a curated record
GCGGCGCAACAACGCAGUGUACAACUGCUGCGCUUCUGCUCAGCACUUUCUUUCAUUAAUCUCAUCCCCCGAAAGUUUUAUCGUGUGUGUAUCCGCGGGUCCGUGUAUUCAUGUGUCACUCUGUGUGUAUGUGUAUUAUAUUUUGUAUGUGUAUUAUUAUCUAUAUAUAUGUAGUAUAGUAUAUAUUUGAUAUAACUAUUUUUGUCUGUUUGGAGCUGGAGCACAUGCGCUACUGCUGAUUAUCAUCACGAGAUUUGUCACUCAAGUAUAAUUAUUUUACAACUUGUGCAUUGUCACCGUGUUGUUGAUCUGUUGGUAUCUUAUUUUUCAUCAUACCACGGUGAUAUCGACACUAACAACUGACAUGAUAAAUAAUUUACCGCGCAAGUAGUUAGUAUAAGUUUGUUUUGUAUAUUUAUGUGUAACUCGCAUACCCUUUUGGAGACAACGGGUCCAGUGUUACUCCAAUGGUUUGUGUUAUCGAACCAAGUGCCGUCCGACGGUUACACAAGCCCAGUGCUCGUGAUAAUAAAGUUACAUAUGUGAUAAUUAGGUUUCAAUAAUUAAAAUGAUAUACUGCUCCUUUUAUUUAUAUAAAUAUCUAUUAGUAUUAUAUAAAUUUGAACAAUGAUAAUUUAGUUAUUAUUAUUAUUAUUAUUUUCUUGAGACUGAGUUUGACUUUUGGUAAGUUUUAUUCGAAUGUACGGAAGUGAGUGCGUUAUUAAAAUCGGUAAAGUGUCAUUGCCGUUAAUAAUAUUGUCAUCGCGUGAGUGUUGUUGUAGGAGUUGUAGAAACUAUUGGUUGGAAAUACAAGAACCUCCCAUUAUUAUCAGCAGUAAUCCGAUUGUCUGAUCUACCGGCAGAUUCCUCAACGUCCAACACCCUCAGCGGGAACCACCCCGCGACAGCAGCCACCCUGAUGGGAGUGUAUGAGGAGCGCGCCCCUCCUACCACCGGCAUGCACUGGCAGCCGCCAAACUCGCAGGAGCGAGGCAGCGGCUUGGCUUUGGGCUGUCAAGGUGGGCUAGGAGGGAGCGCAGGGGGGCCUGGAGCGAUUGAUCAGGCGCGGGAUCUUAGCCCGUGCCUCCCCGCGUCGAUGGGUGAUGCCGCAAGACCCACCACUUUACCAUGCAGCCCCCCUGCGGCUCAUCAUCAUCACGUAUCGUCGCAUCGUACACAGCUUCAUCAGACUACUCACUGUGGCACUAAUAAUAACUGCUAUGACGGUACGACCACCCCUUACGAUUCACGAGAUUACGGAUCACCCGGAGGUGGAACGGAGUUCCGAAAUAACAGUUACGAACAUUCUAAUGAGUUGAACCAUCAAUCCCUCAAUACGCCGCAGCCUAACCACCAUCAUCACCAUCAUCACCACCAUCAUCACCAUAAUCAGAACCAGCAGCAGCAGCAUCAUAACCAUCAGUCCCAGGUCCACCAGCAUCAGCAGCUCACUGAAUCACAAACAACGACAAGUACUUCAGAUGAUCUCCAUACGAUACCCAAGUUGGAACCACCACCGACGCCACCAACUCAGCUGGAAGACGUCGCGGGGGUUGUCUGUGCUGGAUGUGGUCUCAGAAUAUCCGACAGGUUUUAUCUACAGGCUGUUGAGAGGCGGUGGCAUGCUGCCUGUCUGCAAUGCUCCCACUGUCGUCAGGGUCUCGAUGGCGAAAUCACCUGUUUCAGUCGAGACGGAAAUAUUUACUGCAAAAAGGACUACUACAAAAUGUUUGGCAGCUUGAAACGCUGCGCGCGAUGUCAAGCAGCAAUACUGUCAUCAGAAUUAGUGAUGAGAGCACGCGAACUUGUGUUCCACGUUCGUUGUUUCUCGUGUGCUAUUUGUGCAGUUCCGCUUACAAAAGGCGACACAUUCGGUAUGAGAAAUGGCGUAGUAUUGUGCCGUUCAGAUUAUGAAAUGGGCGCUGAGUUGCAUCCAUCCCAGAGUCCGCCAGUACCAGUUUACCCUCCGGGACCUCAUUAUCCCGGUCAGUCAUUUCCAUCACCAGAAUUUCUGCACCAUCAGCCACAUCAUCAUGGUGUACCGACACAUCCUCACCAUACGAUGCAUCCUCAACAUCCUCAUCAAUUAACACACGCCAGUCCAGUGCCACUUCAGCCGUCAACGCCGUCAGGUCCUGAAGUAGGUUCGCCACCAAAAGUACCUUACUUCAAUGGGACCGCUCAGGCAGUCGGUGGGGCAGCUGGUGUACCUCCACCAAGACAAAAGGGCCGUCCCAGAAAAAGGAAACCCAAGGAUUUGGAAGCUAUGACUGCUAGUCUUGAUCUUAAUUCGGAGUACAUCGACAUGCCGUUUGGACGCGGCCCUGGUACGCCGGGUAUGCCUGGCUCAAACAGUCGAACCAAACGCAUGAGAACGAGCUUUAAACAUCAUCAGCUGAGAACGAUGAAGAGUUAUUUUGCCAUCAAUCACAAUCCAGACGCUAAAGAUCUUAAGCAGCUUUCGCAGAAGACCGGAUUGCCAAAGAGGGUACUACAGGUGUGGUUCCAGAAUGCGCGAGCAAAAUGGCGACGCAUGGUACUAAAACAAGAAGGGAAAUCCGACAAAUGUGGUAGCGUUGACGGGAAUUCACUGAACGAUCUUGAGCUGUAUGGAAACAGUGCCGGAAGCGGUGGGCCUCCAAUGAGUCCUCCCUUUAUGCUCGGUGGACCUCACAGUCCUGCUUCACUCGGUUCGCUCGAUUGUGCGUGAUUAUAUAAUCAUUUAACUUAUAAUUGAUCCCCCUAAUUUAUUCCCAUGGCUCAGAAAAAUAAAUUAACUUAUAAAAUUUUGACGUCAAAAUUCUAAAAUGAUGACAAGUGUGAAUAUUAUCGUCGAGUCAAUGGGACGGUUGUAAAAAUAAAAAAAGAACAAAUAAUGAAAUUAUAAAUGCAUUAUUAACUUACUCAUGUAUAAUUAAUGCACAUGUAGUUAUAUAUUGUUUAUAUAUAUAUAUUGAAAAAAGAAAUAAAUAAAUAAAUAAUAAUAAUAUUAAAAAAAAUAUAAAUAGCGACUUAUCGCUCUGUAUUAUAGUUAGCGAAAAAAAAAAAAAAAAGAAAUGAAUAAUAAUUAAGCAAAUAAGAGUAAUUAUACAUGUAUUUAUUGUAGACAAAAAAAUAUAUAUAGAGACGAAACAAAAAUUGUUGUCGAUUUCUAAACAACUAAAAACAAUAUUCCGGAUGAUAUUGAACUCUUUGAAAAUAAUAAUAGACUAAAAAAAUUAAGCAACGAAAAUAUAAUCAAUUGGAGAAUAAAAUUUAAAUUAAACUCUGAAUGAUUUAUUUUUAAUUAUAAGAAUAUGAUAAUUAAAAAAUUGUACAAGACAAGAAUUAAUAUUUAUUAUUUUUAAGAUUUAUCGAGUCAGUUAAAUUAAUUUUAAUAAUUAAUCUAUCAAUGGUAUUUCUUUGUAAAUAAAUUUAAAUUUAAAUAUUAUUUUUAAAAUAAUUGAUAAAUAACUUAAGAAAAAUUUUUCUUAUUUAAUAAGUUACACGUACACCUACACUUAACACAAUAUCAAUUAAAAACACAAAAUACAAAAUAAUACAAUGAAACUGAGCUAUAGUAUCGUAGGGAUGUAUUGCAUUAGGUUGCGGUCGUUAAUAGCAGAAUAAGUAAUAAUUAUUUAAUUACUUAUUACUACUAGUAAUUCUGCAUAAGUACGGAUCCAUAUAUUUUUUGGUGGAAUUUUUAUCAAAACCGUUAUUUAUUAUUUUUAUUACACUAAAAAAAUUGGGGAGUGAACGCAUAUUAAACCCGGGGUAAAUACGGAGCAGAUGACUGUGUAUCUAUUCAAUCCCUUAGAGUUGAAUUCGCUCUAAAGGAGAGUUUAUUUUGAUAUUAAAAUUCUGAAUUGAGGUGGAAAAAUAAACCCCCAAUUUACUCCAAAUGCCGAGUGAUUUUUUUUUUAACUCCGUAUCUGUAAGUGACGGAAGAAAUUCGAAUUUAAAUAAAAUCCGUAAUCACUUCGAUUUCACUCCCAAUUUUUUUUUUGUGCAAUUUUUUGUAAGAUAGAAUAAUUAAAAAAAUAAAGAAAUAAGAUCUGAGUUAAAAUAUUUGUUAUUUCAAAAAUAAUCGAUGUCACAUGUAAAGUCUAUAGCUACUAAAUAAUGUCAUAAUUUUUCUUUUUUUUUCACUCCAGUUUCCAUUAAUUUCAAGAAAAAAAAAUAUUUGAAAGACUGAAAAAAAAAUUAUCGAAAUAAUUAAUUUUAAUUAAGAUCAUGAUUCAGGCACGGAGUAAAAUGAUUUGGAAAAAAGAUGAUAUUUGAAUUUUAGUCCGACUUAGAAAUAAAUAGAGCCGUACUUAUGCAUAAUUACUUUACUAUUUGCUCCUAUAAUAAUUAUAGCCUUUAUUUAAUAAAUUGGACAGACAAUUGCAUUAUUAUUUUACAAGAUGAUGAAUUUUUUUCAUUGAAUAUAUUUUGACAAUACU